UCAGUUUACUUUCGUUUUCGCCUCAAAGUGAAAGUAAACUUUGGUUCGUGUGUUUAAUCUUAACUGCGUGUUCGUCGAUGAAAGCUGUAGUUUAAACUAAGUACGUGAAAUCUGAACACAUUUGGCGGAAGGUGAGUAUUUCGUACAGCUGUGUUUUUAUUCAUGUCAUGUUUCUCAUGAGUCACGCGGAGGAUUUCAGGGCGAAGCUAUAAGGUCACAAUCGCGUGCGCACUAGAUUUGAGGUGGUUCAUUAUUUGUCUUUCUGCUUUUAAAUAGUACAAAUUGACAGACAAACAACCAGUGGAGGAGAAAGUAUUUAUUUAUUUAAGUGAAAGUAGUAAUGCUACAUUGUGAACAUCGUAAAAGUACAAACGGACUAUCAGAGAUGGCCAAGGGCACGAGCAGAAACGAGUCCCAUGAUAUGAAAGAAUUGCUUCAGCCUGAAAUAUUGCACACGGGCAAAGAAAGCUCAGGUGAGGCCAGCUGCCACUCCGCCUCCGCCUCCUCCUCCUCCGCCUCUGCCUCCGCCUCCUCUUCCUCUCCCCCCUCCAGCCCCUGGGAUGCAUGUAGUAGGCAGGUGGAGAGGGGUGAAGCAGUGAAGACGCAGAGGGAGGAAGCAGUGAAGACGCAGAGGGAGGAAGCAGUGAAGACGCAGAGGGAUGAAGCAGUGAAGACGCAGAGGGAGGAAGCAGUGAAGAUGCAGAGGGAGGAAGCAGUGAAGACGCAGAGGGAGGAAGCAGUGAAGACGCAGAGGGAGGAAGCAGUGAAGAUGCAGAGGGAGGAAGCAGUGAAGACGCAGAGGGAGGACGGCGCUUCAUCAUGUUCUCAGCUGGACGAUCUGAAGCGACUUUCACAGUGUGACAACAAGCUGGGACGUCUAGACUUCAGCAAAACGCACAAUGUCCUCGUAGAUGUGGAUGUUUUCAACCGUGGAGUAGGGCUUAUUCCUCAGGAGGGGAGAGAUGUGUGGCACAGCAACUUUGUGAAAAUGCCGUGUUCACAAUCGAGUUACAUGAACAAGACUGGAUAUGUAAAGCACUCCUCACCGAAGAAGAGGUGGGACGUGAUCUCCAAGCGGCUGAGCUCUCUGGCCAAGAAAUCGACAUUGAGCGUCAAUGAUUUGGAGGAGGCUAUCAUCAAAUACAACCCGAAGUACAAAGAUCAGUGGUCCUUUGAUGCCCUCUUCACCUUGGUUAAGGUUGUCCCGAAAGCAGACAAUUACUUCCCCGAGCUGUUUCCAAAGAUUGCUACGUUGGCCUUGAGGCUGCCUGAUCUUGUGAAGAAGGCCAUCCCGCUGCUUCAGAGGGGACACGCUGCAACCAUCACUCUGUCACAAGCUCAGAUAGCCUGCCUGCUCGCGAACGCAUUUUUCUGCACUUUCCCUCACCGCAACGCCUCCAGUCCCAAGGCAGAGUACCACAGCUACCCCUCCAUUAACUUCACCAGUCUGUUUAGAGGCUGGUCAGACCGCAAGAGAGAGAAGCUGAGGGCCAUCAUGAAUUACUUUCGUGUGGUUACAGACUCUGAACCACAAGGACUGGUGACGUUUGAGAGGCGCUGCCUCAAAGACACUCCCAAGUGGAGAAGCUGUACCAAGAAGAUGCCUAAACUGCACGUCACAUCACAAGGCACCAUUGAGGAUGAAGGUACAGGCAUGCUACAGGUGGAUUUUGCCUGCAGCUCGAUAGGUGGAGGUGUUCUGGACUCUGGUCUGGUGCAGGAGGAGAUCCUGUUCCUCAUACAUCCAGAGCUGAUCGUGUCCCGCCUCUUCACUGAGAAACUUGACGACAACGAGUGUCUGAUCAUUACAGGUAUUCAGAAGUUCAGCUGUUACUCUGGUUUCAGUGACAGUUUUGAGUGGACAGGCCAUCAUGACGACAAGCUCGACAGAGACAAGUGGCAUCGGCUGAAGAGGCAGAUCGUAGCCAUCGAUGCUCUGAACUUCAAACACAGAAGUGAGCAGUACAAUAUGACGAAAGUUACACGUGAACUCAACAAGGCAUACUGUGGAUUUAAGGAUAAUGGGCACAAUGGGCCCGACAUCGCUACGGGCAAGUGGGGCUGUGGAGCUUUCCAUGGAGACCCAGAACUCAAAGCUGUGAUCCAGCUGAUGGCAGCAGCGAAUGCAAAGAGAGGAUUGGUCUUCUUCACCUUUCAGGAUGAAAAGCUGAAGCAAGACCUGGAGCAGAUGUACCACCUGCUGGUCACAGAAGGAACUACCGUUGAGAAACUGUACAGACAUCUGGAAGACUACUGUGCCAGCCGUUCUUAUGGGGAUCUGUUUGAGUUCCUCAGGAACGCCAUCAGACCCUCCAGGAGUCAGCUGUGAGGACCGAUUCAUGUCCACGCCUGCUUUUGCACUCACAUCUAAUGGGAAGGUUUUGAUAACAGAAAUUAAGUAGCUGUUUAAUUCUUGUUCUCUUGUAACGAUUGCUGCUAUUCUUUGCACAUUUACCUUAAUUUGAUAGUUGACAGCGUAGCCAUAGUCAGGAGAUGUUGGGCCAAGAGAGAUAUGAAGAAGAAGAAAUUAAUAUGUUUUAGUUAAAGGUUGUAGAUCUGGUUUAGCACUGCUAGUUGCUCCUAAUUCUGAGAGAAGUUAGCGUUAGACCUGCUGCUGCAGGUAAUUCACCUUUUUCUUGCUAAAGUGUUUGGAAAACACAAUGAAUAACAUUUAUAAUCAGAUUUAGAUGGUGAGUUAAUGAAGAUCCAAUCAGCUCACCAACGAGUCAAUCCAAUAACAUUAUUCUUUACAAAACACUGGAGGGGCAUCAAUUAAAAUGAUGCCCAAAUUAAAAUGAUAAACAGGUUGAUUUAUGAGAAAAUAAAGAUGUCCUUAAGAAGAUUAUUCAAAUA
Cottoperca gobio is the source of this 2853-nucleotide messenger RNA. RefSeq names its product poly (ADP-ribose) glycohydrolase, like (gene pargl). NCBI's taxonomy places the organism in Eukaryota, Metazoa, Chordata, Actinopteri, Perciformes, Bovichtidae. Gene Ontology annotation, biological process: nucleotide-sugar metabolic process; ATP generation from poly-ADP-D-ribose; regulation of DNA repair. Gene Ontology annotation, molecular function: poly(ADP-ribose) glycohydrolase activity. Bases 341 to 2329 code for a protein of 662 amino acids. The transcript is spliced from 16 exons. The record is from RefSeq and is a predicted model, not a curated record. Gene Ontology annotation, cellular component: nucleus; cytoplasm.